This is a messenger RNA of Oikopleura dioica, 411 nucleotides long. The record is from the annotation of a GenBank genome assembly. Lineage: Eukaryota; Metazoa; Chordata; Appendicularia; Copelata; Oikopleuridae.
AUGAAAUCGAGAAUCGAGGAAGAAUCAGUGGAAGGGACGCCCCCGCCAAAAAUUAAAAAGCCGAAAGGUCGGUAUAAAACGAAACCUGCUGAAGAGGAAAUUCAUCCGAUGAGCAAUGAUUUGCAACAAAAGCAGCAAAAAGAGAACCAAACGAAGAGCAAAAAUGAUCCUUUGCCAGCUGAGGCGAAAAUGUCCAAAAGUCGUAAUCCUGUAAGGAUUCAAAAAAGUCCGAUGAAAAAGACUACCGCCCAAAAAGGCCCGAAAUCGAAUGAGUUGGCAAAUGUUAGAUGCCUCGAAUGCCACGCUGUCGGAACAGUGAUGAAAACGAUCGACGGAAUCGUCCUUUUUCCGAAUAAAGUCAAGAAAACGCUGCUAGAGCUUGGAGGAGGCAUUUUGAUGCCGAAUAUAUAG